AUGGGCACUGCCGUCUUGUUUGAGAAGGUCCUCACCGGAAGCGAUGCCAGCGGAAAUGGAAGGAUUGUGAUUCCAAAGGGUCAGGCGGAGAGCCAUUUUCCGGAGAUUGAGGCCCAGACCGGGCAGAACUUCGUCGUGAUGGACACCUACGGCAAGAAGCACACCUUCCGGUUUCGCUUCUGGAUCAACAAUGCCUCCCGCAUGUAUCUGCUGGAGAACACCCAGGACGUCCUGAACCGGUAUGCCAUGCAGGCAGGCGAUGUCCUCAUCUUCUCCAGGAGCCCCGAGGGCCAGUACUGCGUCUGUGGCCGUCAGGGCACCAAAGAAGAUGUAUCAAGGAAGACCGCCACCAAGAGGCUGACGGAGGGAGCAAGCAGCAAGCGCGGCGGCAAGACAUCCAAGCAACCCCACACGGACCUGGCGAGGACCAAGCGCAUGAAGUCGAAGCAUGAGGCCUCGCAGGUGCAGAGCGUCUACUCCUCCUACUGGUCGGGCUACUCCCUCCCGCCCCGCCGCGACGGCGUGUUCCGGGCCGUCCCCAACGCCUCUGGGCACGAGACCGGGAAGGUCAUGGCCCAGUGCGGCUGCUGGACCGCCAUCGUCGACCUGUGCGGCGAGGCGUUCCAGGCCUUCUUUGAGACGGCGGAGUCGGCGGCCGAGGCGUUGGAGGCGGCGCUGCAUGCGCCGCCCAUGCCCCCGCCUCCCAUGCCCCCGCCGGCCCCGCUGCCCGCAGAGCCUCGGCACCCCCUGGCCCCCCGCGCAUCCCUGGGCCAGCUGGCGGAGGCCGCCGCGAUGAUGCCGGGGCUGUCCCACAUGUCCGGCAGGAACCUCGGCCCCCCCCUGGGCCUCGCAGCGUGA
Auxenochlorella protothecoides is the source of this 858-nucleotide messenger RNA. Its product is annotated as B3 domain-containing transcription repressor VAL2. The transcript has 6 exons. The record is from RefSeq and is a predicted model, not a curated record. Bases 1 to 858 code for a protein of 285 amino acids. NCBI's taxonomy places the organism in Eukaryota, Viridiplantae, Chlorophyta, Trebouxiophyceae, Chlorellales, Chlorellaceae. Gene Ontology annotation, molecular function: DNA binding.